AUGUCGAACGAUAGCACAACUUCUACUAAUACAACUCUACAACUUCUCGAUUUAACAAUAGACAAUAUAACAAAAAAUGUAAAAUUGGUCAAUAGUCAAACACCCAAUACUCGAUUAAAAUUCUUAAUGGAAAAAUUAGUUGAUUAUCUUCAUAAUUAUGUACGUGAAACUCGACCCACAAUUGAAGAAUUCAACGAGACAAUGAAAUUUUUAGCUGAAUGUGGACAUAUGUGUACUAAUGUUCGACAAGAAUUUGUUUUAUUAAGUGAUAUAUUAGGUGUCAGUGUUCUUGUUGAUGCAUUAAACAAUCCUAAACCAACAAAUGCUACAGAAUCUACUGUUUUAGGACCAUUUUAUACUGAUGAUGCACAAGAUGUAGCUAAUGGUGAUAGUAUUGCAUCACCAGGUAAAGGAGAAAUAUGUCUUGUACUUGCUACAAUUAAAGAUACCAAGGGUAAUCCAAUUGAAGGAGCUAAGAUUGAUGUUUGGGAAACGGAUAGUAAUGGUCGGUAUGAUAAUCAAUAUGAUGAACGAGAUAGACCAGAUAUGCGUGGUCGACUUACGUCGAAUAAAAAUGGAGAAUUCUUUUUUAAAUGUGUAAAACCAGUAUCAUAUCCUAUAUCUAGUGAUGGUCCUGCUGGGAAACUUCUAGAAACACUUCACCGACCUGCUCGUCGACCAGCACAUAUACAUUUUCGUAUUUAUGCUCCUAACAGUACAUAUGAUGAUUUAGUUACAGCAUUAUAUAUCCGUGGUGAUCCAUAUGAAUCAAAUGAUGCUGUUUUUGGUGUUAAAAAAAGUCUUAUUGUAGAUGUUGGAAAAGUAGAAGAUGCAUCACUAGCAAAGAAAUAUGAUGUUAAUGAACAAGAUUGGUUGAUUAGAUAUAAUUUUGUUCUGACAACAAGAGAUGAAACUCAAGCAUUGCUCACAAUGCCUACAGCCGAUUAA
This is a messenger RNA of Rotaria sordida, 948 nucleotides long. NCBI's taxonomy places the organism in Eukaryota, Metazoa, Rotifera, Eurotatoria, Philodinida, Philodinidae. The record is from the annotation of a GenBank genome assembly.